This is a messenger RNA of Paecilomyces variotii, 2049 nucleotides long. Its product is annotated as extracellular serine-threonine rich protein. The record is from RefSeq and is a predicted model, not a curated record. The transcript is spliced from 3 exons. NCBI's taxonomy places the organism in Eukaryota, Fungi, Ascomycota, Eurotiomycetes, Eurotiales, Thermoascaceae. Bases 1 to 2049 code for a protein of 682 amino acids.
AUGAAGGUCUCUACUUCUGCCUCUCUUGCUUACUUUUUGGCCUUCCAGCAAGCUACUGCUACUUUCUGGGGCACGGAUACCUUCUUCCCCAGUCCGGAGAACUGUGACAACAAAUGUACAGCCGACCAGGAAAGUGGCUUCGAUUGGGCUGAACUUGCUACCGGCUCCUUCUCCUCCUAUGGUGGCUUCAGCUUCUCCGGGUUCACCUGCAGUGACAAAUUCUCCGGCGGCUCAUUCGGGAGAUUCCGCCCUAGAGGGUCAUCCAGCGGAUUCCAGGACAAAUGCAUCCAAGGGAAAAUUUCGAAGGAUGCCACCAGCGGACCGAAGGUCAGCUGCGGUGCCGAUCAGAAAUUCUCCAUCAGCAAAAUGCAGGUAUCUGUUUCGAAGAAAACUGACGUGAACUUCCUCUAUGGAAUGCCGGACGGUUCGACUUGCAAACAAACUGCCUCUUGCUCCUCCGAAGGCACUGAAGUCACAAACAGCCAGUGUGGUGGUGCCACUAGCGUCAGCUUCCACAUCCCAGACAAUGGCGACUCUGACGAGUGCGACUUUGGUAUCCACAGCAUGGGUUUCGACUGCUCGCCUUCGAAGCAAACUUCCACACCGUCCUCCCACUCCUCGGCCCCUAAGACGACUACAGCUGCUGUUGGAACAACCUCCGCAAGCUCCGUGGUUGUUUCAUCUACUUUUGCCUCAUCUUCAUCUGCUGCUUCGGUCCCAGCAGUGCCAGCUUCGUCUGCGGAAAGCUCUUCUGCUAUUACUUCUCCUGCUGCAACCUCUUCAGCCCUGAAGCUUACAACCUCGACUGUGUUCACUACUAGCGAAAUUACUAUCACGAGCUGUGCUCCUACCAUAACUGAUUGCCCGGCUCGAUCUACUGUCGUUGUUACAUCUACUAUUCCUGUUUCCACGACUAUCUGCCCUGUGACUGAGACUGAAGUUGCUUCUUCAGUUGCUGUGUCUCCAUCAGCAGCCCCUAGUGGCAAUCUUGCCUCGCCUACUGCUUCUGGUGUUAGCCCCGUGGCUGAGACAACUUCUGCUGGAACCACUGCUGUUGGAAUAUCGCCAUCUGUUAGCUCCGCAGUCGCCUCUAGCAUUGCUGCCACAACACCGGCCGCGUCCUCUCCUGUCGAAGGUGUUACUACUACAGAAAUCACUGUAGUCACCAUCACUACUUGCCCUGUGACUUCCGUUAUCACCUCUGCUGGCGCUACCAGUACUUCCGUCUUCAGCACUGUCUCGACGGUGACUCUGACGACCACCUCGAUCGUUGGAGCAUCUACCACCUUUGUUCCUGCUGCUUCUCCCACUGGCAACUCUGCUGUUACUGCGUCCGCUGGUUCUGGGACCAGUGCCGUUGCUCCUGCGCAAACUUCGUCGUCCGCUGUGCCCAGCUCUGCUUGCCCGAAUGUUGUCCCCAAGUGUAUCAACACCUGGCUUGGCUCCCUACCCAAGUGCACCUCCAACAGCGACACUAGCUGCUUCUGCCCAUCUUCCAGCUUCACCAGCAAUGUUAUCCAGUGUAUCCAGUCAUGGGCCUCUUCGGACUCUGAGCUCCAGGCGGCUCUCUCCUACUUCACCGGAAUCUGCGCGCCUUACGUUCCCCAGAACCCUGGCAUCGUCACUGCUCUUCCGACCACGGUCACCUUGAUCCCUGCCCCCGGGGCUAGCGGUGUCAGCCCCGAAACUGCUGCAGUGACUGCAGCUCCCAAGACCACCAUCACUUACUCCUCCAUCACGGUCACCGUUCCCAUGGUCGGCUUCACCACUUCGACCGAAGGAGCGUCAACCGCUACUGUCGGCUUGAUUCCCGUCACUUCCCAAGUUGCAGUUACUUCCCAAGUUGCAGUCAUCCCUACGCCUACGGGCAAGUACCCGAUCAUGGGAAGUUCCUCUCGCGCUGCCUUCGGCACUGGCGCCGGUGCCUUUGCAUCCCCUACCUCGUCCGCCAUUCCUUUCACUGGUGCUGCCUCUUCUUUGGGCGCAAGCAAGUGUUUCUUCUGGCUUUCCACUGCUGCUGCAGUCCUUGCGGGCAUGUUACACUUCUAG